GAACCCUUAGGCGAAAACAAACGAGUGAAGCUUGUUUAAACCUAAGACCAAACGAAUCAAGAAACGCAUCAUUUACUUGUUUUAGCUGUUAAAUUAUUGGAGUUAGGCUACUUAUUGGAUCAUCCCUUUGGAUUGAGUGUUUGUGCUAUCUUUUGAUGUGAAAUUACUACGUAGUUGAAAAAAAUGUUUGCUUGUGUAUGCUUUCGAAAGUAUCAAUUUGUAUUAGAUAUGGCCUACAAUUUUCAUCCCACCUCUUGUAUGUUCUUGACAACCUCCUUGUUUGUAACAGUAAUUUUUCAUGUGGUCUAGUACCCUAUUGAUUUGAAAAAAUUAAGCUACUGGUUGAUCAAUAAAAAAAUAUGAGCUGUUAUGAAAAGAUUUAAAACAUUAUGAUAUUGUUGAUUGUAAUUAGAUAUUUUGGUAAGGAAAGAUGGAUAUUUAAGAUUAUGGAGAUUCUAGAAAAAGUUGAUGAAAGCCAAGAUCAAUAAACCGGAAUUGGAAAACAUAGGAGCUUUGGCUUGUUGGUACCACUUAAUGGGUCCUUGUAGAGAAAGGGAUGGAAAAUUCUUAUAUGAAGAACUUUGUAUAGAGAAGAAUAUAACAUCAGAUAGAAGUGAAAGGAGGGAUUAUUUUUGUUGAUGAUCAAUAAAAUCCUUGUCCUAUUAGGAAUAAGGCUUUGACAAUUCUCUUGGUUUUUUUUUUUUUUUUUUAGAGAAAAUCUACCUGCAAACAAAUAUCCUCUAGAAUUUGAAUGGGAAAUGAUGCAUGCAAACUAUGCUUGCAUCAUUUAUUGUUAAACAUGAGGACAACCACCAAACUUCAUAAAAUAGGAGGCAAAGAGAAAUGAGUAAAUUCACUCAUGAGGAAACAUUGCACAAAAUCCUAUCAUUUCUUAUCCUACCCAUUAACAAUGUGCUGUUAUCUAAACGUAGGUAUGCAUAGGAUUUUCAGCUUGUUCUUCAUGCAAAAUGUCAUUUUGUAACAUGUGUUUAAGCAUUGCACAUCCAUCGUUUUACCAUUAUUAUCUCUCUGUGAAGCUCACAUUGACAUACUGCCUUUAUUUUGAAAUUCGUAUUGAAAUAAAUUCAACAUGAGGGGUGGGGGUGAAGCAUGGUGGUCAAGGAGCCCUUGUGAUGACGGGAGCCAAUAGAGAGAGAGAAAAAAGGCCCAUAUGUUGAAGAGAUAGAUUGAAGAAGUGAGACAUCUAAGAACCCACAUGCAAAAAGUUACCAUCCAAUUCCCAUGGUUUUUUCUCAAGCAAGAGGAUCUUCAAUAUGGGAUCCAGAGGGGAACAAGUAUCUUGACUUUCUGUCUGCAUACUCUGCUGUUAACCAGGGACAUUGUCACCCUAAGAUUAUGAAGGCAUUAAGUGAGCAGGCAGAAAAGCUCACUCUCAGUUCUAGAGCUUUCUACAAUGACAGGUUUCCCGUAUUUGCCGAGAUGAUAACUAGUAUGUUUGGAUAUGAUAUGGUGCUUCCAAUGAAUACUGGGGCCGAAGGGGUAGAAACUGCUCUCAAGCUUGCCAGAAAGUGGGGUUAUGAAAAAAAAAAGAUUCCUAAUAAUGAGGCCAUUAUUGUUUCUUGUUGCGGUUGCUUUCAUGGUCGCACUCUAGCUGUCAUCUCAAUGAGCUGUGACAAUGAAGCAACCCGUAAUUUUGGUCCUUUGAUGCCGGGUCAUCUCAAAGUUGAUUUUGGAGAUGAAGUUGCCCUUGAAAAAAUAUUUAAAGAGCAUGGAGAUAAUAUUGCUGGAUUCUUAUUCGAACCCAUUCAAGGGGAGGCAGGGGUUAUAGUUCCUAAAGAAGGUUAUUUAAAAGCUGUCAGGGAUCUGUGCACAAAAUAUGGAAUAUUGAUGAUUGCUGAUGAAAUUCAAUCUGGCCUUGGAAGAUCUGGAAAAAUGCUGGCUUGUGACUGGGAAGGUGUUCGUCCAGAUCUUGUUAUCCUUGGAAAAGCUUUGGGAGGUGGAGUAAUGCCUGUCAGUGCUGUUCUUGCUGACAAAGAUGUGAUGCUGUGUAUUCGACCUGGAGAACAUGGGAGUACUUUUGGUGGAAAUCCAUUGGCAAGUGCGAUUGCUGUUGCAUCACUAGAUGUUCUGAGAGAGGAAGGGCUUGCUGAGAGGUCUGCAGAGUUAGGAGAGGAGCUUAGGCAAUUGCUGAAUAAGCUUCAGCAGCAGUACCCUAACUUCAUUGUAAAAGUGCGUGGCAAAGGUCUUUUUAACGCAGUAGAACUCAAUAGCAAAGCUCUGUUCCCUGCAUCAGCUUAUGAUAUAUGCCUCAAGUUAAAGGAGAGAGGUGUUCUUGCUAAGCCUACCCACAACACAAUCAUAAGAUUAACUCCUCCACUCUCAUUAAGUAUGGAUGAGCUUAAACUUGGAACCAAGGCACUAUCUGAAGUGUUUGAGUUUGAUCUACCAAAGAUGCUAAAGGAAAAGCCUGAACAUGUUAAUUCAAUGAAAGCUGAUGUAUGUGAUCGUUGUGGUAGAAACCUGUAAGCCCCAGAAUGAAUAUAUACUCAUAUACCAGUGUUUGCACACCAACUUCCGUGUCACUAUAUAUGAAUUUAGGUCCUUUUAUAUUUUCCAAAUCCAUGUGUUUUCACCUGAAAAAUUCAUUUGAUUUUAGUUAUGAGAAUAUCUUUCAGGUGUUAUUCAUGAUUGUGCUAUGUACAUAACUUUCAGUUGUGCAGUGAAACCUUGAUUUAUCUUAGAAAACAUUCUUAUUACAAACAGUUGCUGAA
Molecule: messenger RNA, 2732 nt
Organism: Chenopodium quinoa (quinoa)
Lineage: Eukaryota; Viridiplantae; Streptophyta; Magnoliopsida; Caryophyllales; Amaranthaceae
Product: ornithine aminotransferase, mitochondrial-like
Exons: 10
Coding region: 1243-2487 (414 amino acids)
Cellular component (GO): cytoplasm
Molecular function (GO): pyridoxal phosphate binding; L-ornithine transaminase activity; identical protein binding
Source: RefSeq, a predicted model, not a curated record